UUCAUCACAAUCUACAAGCAAAAGCAUGUGUAGGUUAGCUCAUAAACCAGUUUUUAAAUUUUUAAAAAUCAAACGCCAUUUACUAAAAAUAGUUUUAUUUAAUAAGUUAUAAUUGUGAAAAAAAACAAAACAAGAUGACAAUUGUUGAGUACAUACAGACACUGUCAGACAAUCCUUACUUUGGAGCAGGUUUUGGUUUAGCAGGACUAGGUGUUGGUGCAGCUUUUUUACGAAAAGGAUCACAAGUUGCGACUAUUCUUUUCAAGCGUCAUUAUAUGAUUACCUUAGAAGUUCCAUGUCGUGAUAAAAGUUAUCAGUGGUUACUUCAAUGGAUAACACACAAAGGUGCUCGUAAAACUCAACAUUUAUCCGUAGAAACUAGUUUUGAAUUAAAAGAAACUGGUCAUGUCAAAACAAAAUAUGAUUUUAUACCCAGUAUUGGUACCCAUUUUUUAAAAUAUAAAGGAAAUUGGAUAAAAGUUCAAAGAACACGAGAGCAACAGACACUAGAUCUACAUAUGGGAAUACCAUGGGAAACUGUUCAAUUAACAGCAUUAGGAAAUGACAAAAGUAUUUAUUUUGAAAUUCUCGAAGAAGCCCGUCAAAUGGCAUUGAAAGAACAUGAAGGCAAGACAAUAAUGUACACUGCUAUGGGAAGUGAGUGGCGUCAAUUUGGUCAUCCACGUAAAAAACGUCCAAUAGAUUCAGUUGUUCUAGGGGAUGGAAUAGCUGAGAGAAUCCUAAAUGACUGCAAAGAAUUUAUUAACAAUCCUGGAUGGUACAGCGAUCGAGGAAUACCUUAUCGACGUGGCUAUUUACUCCACGGUCCUCCAGGAUGUGGCAAAUCCUCAUUCAUUACUGCUCUUGCUGGUGAAUUAGAACGUGGAAUUUGUGUAUUAAAUUUGUCCGAACGAGGACUUACGGAUGACCGUUUAAAUCAUCUUCUUGCUGUUGCACCACAGCAGACAAUAAUUCUACUUGAGGAUAUUGACGCAGCUUUCAAAGAUCGUUCUCAAGAUACUCACACUAAAACUGCCUAUGAAGGCUUGAAUAAUUUAACAAUGAGCGGGUUAUUAAAUUGUCUUGAUGGCGUUGCUUCAACAGAAGCGAGAAUUUUAUUUAUGACAACAAAUUAUAAAGAAAAAUUAGAUGCAGCUCUCGUAAGACCAGGGAGAGUUGAUGUUAAAGAAUAUAUUGGUUACUGUAGUAAAAGUCAAGUUGAAAAAAUGUUUUUACGAUUUUACCGUGGCCCUGAUCAAACUAAAGCUCAUGAGUUAGCUAAAGAAUUUGCUCAGGGUGUUGCUAAUCAUGGAAAAGACGUCAGUCCAGCACAAAUACAAGGUUUCUUUAUGUUUUAUAAAAACAGUCCAGAACAAGUAUUAAGCAAUAUCUCACAAAUAUGGGAAUUAACUAAGUAGUAAUAAUGAUUAUUAUUACUGUUGGUAAUAAUUUAUACAAGUUAUUUAUUAUUUGUAUUGAGUACUAUUUUAAUACAAAAAAAUACAAGUUUAUUGGAAUAUUUU
Molecule: messenger RNA, 1523 nt
Organism: Microplitis demolitor
Lineage: Eukaryota; Metazoa; Arthropoda; Insecta; Hymenoptera; Braconidae
Gene: Bcs1
Product: mitochondrial chaperone BCS1
Exons: 6
Coding region: 135-1418 (427 amino acids)
Biological process (GO): mitochondrial respiratory chain complex III assembly; protein insertion into mitochondrial inner membrane from matrix
Cellular component (GO): mitochondrial inner membrane
Molecular function (GO): ATP hydrolysis activity; ATP binding
Source: RefSeq, a predicted model, not a curated record